This is a messenger RNA of Coturnix japonica (Japanese quail), 4946 nucleotides long. Its product is annotated as nuclear envelope pore membrane protein POM 121. Gene Ontology annotation, molecular function: structural constituent of nuclear pore. NCBI's taxonomy places the organism in Eukaryota, Metazoa, Chordata, Aves, Galliformes, Phasianidae. Gene Ontology annotation, biological process: RNA export from nucleus; protein import into nucleus. Gene Ontology annotation, cellular component: nuclear pore. The record is from RefSeq and is a predicted model, not a curated record.
UUCCGUGCGGCCGCGGUGCACGCCGGGCUGUGCGGUGCUGGGCAUGGCGGGCCCCGGGCCGCGCUCGGUGCCGCGGUGUUGGCGCAGCGCGGCGCUGUCGGUGCUGUCGCUGUUGUUGUUGCUGUUGUUGUCGCCGUGCUGUGCUGCGCUGCUGCAGGGCGCGCUGCUGGGCGCGGCGGCGCUGGGCGCGGCGGGGGCCUGGUGCGCCAUGAGACACGGCCCCGCCAAAACCGCCGCUAACGGAGGCCCGGCCGCCUCGUGCCGCUCCUCGUGCCGCUCCUCGUGCCGCUCGGUGCCGGCCGCUCCGCGCCGCGCGGGGCCGGGGCUGUGCGCAGCCCCGCAGGCCUCGCACCGCCGUUACCCGUUGCCGCGGUCCCGGAGCUCCGUGCCGGGCGCGCUGCCCGUCACCUGCUGGGACGGCGCCAUCCGGAGAAGCGCCGUGUGGCCGCGCCGUGCCGGCCCCGUCCGCAGCCCCGUCACCGUGAGAUUCGGCCGGCACGGAGGAGCCGCCCGCUGUCCUGCGAUGGAGCAGCACCCCCCGCCCGCCGCCCUCCUGCCCGGCAGCGGCAGCGGCAGCAACAGCCCAGACCCGUGUGCGAGGGAGACGGUGCUGAACGCCAUCAAGGAGAGCAGGAAGAGGGCGGUGGAGGAAGAGGAGGAGGAGGAGCAGGUGCCGGGUAACGAUCAGGAGAGCAAGCGAAGGCGUCAUGACAGCAGUGGAAGUGGGCAGUCGGCAUUUGAGCCCCUGGUCGCCAACGGUGCCCCCGCUUCUCUCAUACCCAAGCCCGGCUCUCUGAAGAGAGGCCUUGCUUCACAGUGUCCCGAUGACUGCUCAAACAAAAGGUCUCGCACCUCCUCCAUGAGCUCCCUCAACAAUACAUACACUGGAGGAAUCCCCAGCUCCCUGCGCAAUGCCAUCGCCAGCUCCUACAGCUCCAGCCGGGGCCUCACACAGCUGUGGAAGAGGAGUGGUGUGAGCGUGUCCCCACCGUCCAGCCCCGCAUCCUCUCGUCCCCAGACACCAGAGUGGCCUCUCAAGAAAGCCAGGGAGGAGGAGUCACAUCGCUCCACCACUUCCACCCCAGUGAAAUCAGACAAGGAGCUGCAGACAGAGAAAGCAGAGGUGGAGACGCCUGUGCGGAGGAAGCGCAGUUCCCUGAGCCCACCAGCUGCAUCAGGGAGCAGUGGCAAGCGCAAGCGGAAGAUCCAGUUGCUGUCGUCACGCCGCGGGGACCAGCUGGCGCUGCCCCCGCCACCUCAGCUGGGCUACUCCGUCACGUCAGAGGACCUGGAUGCGGAGAAGAAGGCAGCAUUGCAGUGGUUCAACAAAGUCUUGGAGGAUAAGGCUGAUCCAGUCCCCAGCACCACUGCAGAGACCACACCUGUGUCCAGGCCAUCAGCAUUCAUGGUGACCACAGGGACCUCCUCAGCACCUGUGUCAACAGCUCCUGUCCCAGUCAGCAGCAACUCGCUCCUGGACAGCCUGAAGAAGAUGCAGAGCAGCCAGGCUGCGCCUGUGCCAGCAGAUUCCACUGGAGCUGCAGUAGCAUUCCAGCCAUCUUCAUCAGCGUCACAGCUGCCUGCUCCUACUGUGCCACCAGAGUCAACUUCUCUACCUGUAACCUCUGCUGACACCAAGCCUGUGCCUGCACUAAGCACUGCUGCCCUUUCCGUCUCCCCUGCCUUGGGGGCACAGCCUGUCAGCAGCAUGGCACCUUCUGCAACCACAGAGCUGGGCCCGACCCCCAGCAAACCUCCCUCCGUGCUGAAGCCGAACAUCCUUUUUGGGGCACCAAGCACCCCUCCUGCCAGCCAGCCAGCAGUGACUGCAGCUGCCGCGGUGCCCACCACAACCCCCAUCUUCAAACCCAUCUUUGGUGCUUUGCCAAAAAGUGAGAGCGCAGCACCAGCUACAACAGUCAUCUCUACUGCGGUCACUGUGCCCGUGAGCUCAGCCCCUUCCUCGGCACCUGCCACCACCACCAUGUUCAAGCCCAUCUUUGGCAGCGUGACGGCAGCUUCAUCGCCAGCAAAAGUCUCUCCUUUUGCCUUCAAACCAUUGUCACAGCCAGCUCCAGCUGCAGAAGUGCCAGCAGCCUCCACGACCACGCUGGUGGGAUUCACGGCUCUGCCAAACACCAUCUUCACCACCGCAGCUACGACUGCCACCACGCUCAACUCCUCCACGGAUGCCACCAUUAAACCAGUGUUCAGCUUUGGACUCAACUCACCUGCCUCCACCAGCACCAACCUGACAGCGACCGCCACCGCAGCCUCCAGCGCGUCGCAGCCCUUCACGUUUGGUGGCCUGUCCAGCUCUGCCACCAGCACGGCACCCACCUUUGCUGCUCCAGUGUUCCAGUUUGGAAAGCCGGCGCCAGCCACUGUCUCUGCCAGCACCAGUGCCACAGGAGGCCCUGCGUUUGGCCAAGCACCUGCAAAUUCAACCGCACCUACCACCACUGCAGGUUUCAGCAUUUUUGGGAGCGCCACGUUGACGUCUUCUGCCCCGGCCACCGCAGGGCAACCAGCGCUGACGUUUGGCUCCUCCAGUUCAGCCUUUGGCAGUACAUUCAGCACGAGUGUGAAGCCGCUGCCGCCGUACUCAGGGGCAGCGAGCCAGCCCACGUUCAGUGCCGGCAGCGCCGACAGCCAGCUGCCCACUAACAAGCCUGCUGCAGGUCCUGUUGGCUUUGCCCCCCCGUUUAAUUUUGGGGCGCCCACAGCCCAGUCCACCCCUCAGCCUGCGUUUGGCAGCAGCGCUCCGCCGACCUUCGGCACCAGUGGCACCCAGGCGGCGUUUGGGACCACCACGUCCGUGUUCUCCUUUGGGACGGCCACCUCUACCACAGCCAGCUUCGGUGCCAGCACCCAGACCACGAGCAGCGGCACCGGCAGCACCGUCUUCGGCACCGCGCCAUCUCCUUUCACCUUCGUGGCAGCUGCCCAGCCGGGCCCCUCUGCCGGUGCCUUUGGGCUCAGCACACCCGCCCUGAGCGGCGGCUCCCCUGCGGUGCCCUUCAGCUUUGGGGCUGGGCAGAGCGGAGCACCUGCAGCCGCCGCACCGUUUGGUUCUUCCCUGACACAGAGCACGCUGGGAGCACCGAGCCAGAGCACGCCAUUCGCCUUCACUGUGCCCAGCGCGCCCGAUGCCAAGCCUGUGUUUGGAGGAACUCCUGCCCCCACCUUUGGGCAGAGUGCGCCCGUCCCAGGAGCAGUGGGGAGUGGCAGCAGCAGCCUUUCCUUCGGGGCGCCCAGUGCUCCUGCCCCAGCCUUCCCAGGAGUCGGCACAUCCUUUGGUCCAUCAACCCUGGGGUUUUCCAUUGGGGCGGGAUCCAAGACCGGCGCUCGGCAGCGGCUGCAGGCGCGGCGACAGCACACCCGCAAAAAGUAACGUGGGGCUCAGAGCCCCACUGCUGGCUGUGCAGGAGCACGGCACGUCCCCAGGGCUCUGCUCAGAGCGCUCCCCAGCACAGAGCAACGGUGCUGGGUCGUGCCCUCAUGGAUGCCGGCCAGGACAAGACAAACCAAACUCUUCUUACUUGAACAGUUCCACAGCCAAGGCUGGAUGAACCUCUGUACAUAUCUACCACUUUUUCUCCCUCCCUUUGUUUUGCCAUGUUUCAUAACGUGUAAAUUUUCCCUGUUGCUUCUUAGAGAUGUUCUGAGCCCCCAUCACCUCCAGCACGGCACCAGCACGUCCAUGCUCUGAGCCCAAGGCCACUGUGACUGCAUUGUCACAGUUCUCUGCCACGGGAUGUGGUCUUCACCAGGCCUAGAAAUCUUUCCCCGCUGUUGAAUCUCAUGGCCUGGUCAAUGCCAUCUCUGCAGAGCUCAAGUUGGCGCCUGGCCCCAUGAGUGUGGCCGUCCUGGUGUCACAGGGGGUGACACAGCUGUGGAUGGGGGCUGAGCCCGCUGCUAUCACUCAGCAGCUCCUGCCAAGCCUCUGGCUGAGCUGUGAGGUGUGGGGCAGGCAGCUCUGUGCGCUGCCCCCCACCUCUGCUGGGCUCCCCCCACCCGCUCGCUUCAAGCCCUGUCUGUUCCGCUUUGUUUGUGCUCCUGUUUUAAUGCUCUCAUUGAAUCGAGUUUGGAGGAAGAACUGAACUGUGUGCGUGGCGGCAUGUUGGUUAUGCCGGAUUUGCUGUUUGGAGUUAUUUUUUGGGGCGCCCGUCCCUUCAUGGGGCUGUGCCCUGGCUAAUUGGAUGUUGACAGUAGCAUCACUGCGUGGCUGCUCAUGCUGGGUGAAUUCUGUCCCUUUGUUGUGACUGAAAGGCAGCUGGGGUGGGGGCCUGGUCUCCACAGCCUCUUCUCUUCCUGGACCCCUCUCCUGGGCUGGAGCCUUGUUACCAGCUCAGGCUCCUUUGGCACCACCGAAGGAAGGAGCCUAAAAUGGGUGGGUUUGUCCCCUCCCCAGACUGGAAUGGAUUUUCUCUUUGAGCUCAUCCCCAUCCAUUAGAUCCUAUGAGCUCUGAGGAGCUGCGGUGCUGCCCCGUCCCCAUCACCUCUGGUUGCUUAGUGAGGAAGAGGUGCUGGAGCUCCGGUCCCGUGGCUGAGGGUUGUGCCCGAAGCUCCCCUCUGCCUGCAGUAAUGCCUGGCUGCCGGGUUUUUUACUCUCCGAGCCGUGUGAGUGUGUGUGUCUGCUGAAGUCUAAAUUAAAAAGGAAAAAAAAAAAAAAUAUUUAAACAUUUUUUAACGAAAUAAGAAUUUAUUUUUAUAUUUAAGCUAAAUUGCCUUUGAAUUCCUUCAAGCUUGGUUCAGUGAGGUUGCUGACUGCAGCGCUGUUGUAGUUCCCUGUCUUGUCACACCCAGGGCAGUGGCUGCGCUGGGGAAAGGCAGCCACGUCCCAGGGCAGGAGCCGCCCGCUCCUCCCGCCUGUAACAGCGAGUCCUUGUUUCUCAGAUGUGAUGUACGUGGAUGUGAAUAAACUUUUUUUUAAUUCCCCUGAA